Nasonia vitripennis (jewel wasp) is the source of this 1934-nucleotide messenger RNA. Its product is annotated as smad nuclear-interacting protein 1. Gene Ontology annotation, molecular function: protein binding; mRNA binding. The transcript is spliced from 3 exons. Gene Ontology annotation, biological process: miRNA processing. Gene Ontology annotation, cellular component: nucleus. Bases 447 to 1346 code for a protein of 299 amino acids. The record is from RefSeq and is a predicted model, not a curated record. Lineage: Eukaryota; Metazoa; Arthropoda; Insecta; Hymenoptera; Pteromalidae.
UCUAGUUUCUUGCGUUCUGACGGUAACAUCUCGGGGUUCCUCACUUUAGGAUAGGGCUUUGCGCUUCUAUUAAAGUCUAUCUUCGUUGCUGCUAGUAACUGCAGUCUGCGGGCGUCGCAGUUUUGUAAUUGGUCGGUUGUUUUCGGUAAAUGUUCGGCAACAGUCAAAACACUAAACACUCGCUUUCCACCAGGAUAGUUCAGAUUUUGGUCACCAGAGUCCAGAUCUCGUUAGGGUUCCUUUCCAUUUUGUGACGUCACGCUAAACUGCGCCGCACUAGGCCAUAAAGCGACUGGCGCUAGUGUCGUCUCUUCACUCGUCAGUCGUCUUGCAGCUCUCUCGUUGUUCGGAUGUGUGAUCAGUGUGAACUCUGACGUGUCUUAGUUUGUAUAAGCGUAGUACUCGUAUAGUAGCAUCAACAACGAUUCGUAAAAGUGCACUACAGGAUGUCUGACACUAAGACGCGCCGUGGAUGGGACGAUCGUCGAACACCGGAGGAUCGACAUCAUAACGACCGAAAACGUAAAAGCGACAAUGAGCAUCGAGACCGUGAUGAAGGUCGACCCAGAAGAGAGCAUUAUCGGGACUUCAACGAGAACAAGAGGCACAGAGGUCACGAGAACGACAGGCACCACGACGAGAACAGGCGUCGGGACGACGACAGACCGAGAAACACAGCGGACGAUGAUAGACAACAGAACAGAGGUCGGGAUGGCGACGAUAGAUUCAAGAAGAGCAACAGGGGCAGAAGGUCUAGAUUCGAACAGCCUUUCGUAAAUAAGGAGGCUUCACCAGAAUGGGGUAAACCAAGAAUAAAAGAUGAACCCAAGUCAACUCCUCAAGAGAAAGAGAAGCCAAAUUUCCAGACCUCUGGUAAAUUGACAGAAGACACAAACACAGUUAACGGAGUAGUGAUAAAGUAUGCAGAGCCUUCAGAUGCUCGUAAGCCUAAGCGUAGGUGGCGUCUGUACCCGUUCAAGGGUGAGAAAGCUUUGCCAGUUCUCUAUAUUCACAGACAAUCAGCGUACUUGAUGGGCAGAGACAGGAAAAUAGCAGAUAUUCCUCUGGACCAUCCAUCCUGUUCAAAACAACAUGCAGCGUUACAGUAUCGUCUUGUUCCUUACAAAAGAGACAAUGGAACAGAUGGAAAACAUAUUAGACCAUACAUAAUAGACUUAGAAUCUGCAAAUGGGACCUUUGUUAAUGACGUCAAGCUGGAGCCAAAAAGAUUUCACGAACUUUUGGAACGUGAUGUGAUAAAGUUUGGAUUCAGCUCAAGAGAAUACGUUGUUCUGCACGAGCAGAGCAAAGAUGAAGAACAAGAUGAUGAUGUUAAUGAAACUUAAUAAAAAUUACAUUUUUUGAGUAAAAAUGUAUUAUCUAAGAAGCAAAAAGCAUAUGUUGAAUGACUUUAUGGGACAUUGUACCUCUUGUUACACCUCAUCGAUAAAAGAAAGUUUUUCUUAAUAAGCAUACAUUACUGCUAAGGUAAUAAUGUAGGAGCGUAACUUCUAUAUACCUUCUAUAUACCUUAAUUUGAAAAACUUUGUGUCCAACAUUUGUCAAUUUGUUAAAGUUUAAAUUAAUCGAUAAAUAUUGUACAUUAUAUUUAACAAACUGUAAUAUAUUGAAAAUUUAGGUAUAAUUUAUAACUGCCUCUGCUUUAUCAUUAUAAGCUGAGAACGUUGUAGUAUCAUGUAAUUCUCAAGCAAUUUUUGGAAUAGAGUAUUUUUUAUGUAUUUAGUAUUAACAAAUAGAGCAACUUUACUGAGUUUAGAAAUAUAUUGCGACGUUCAGCCAUCUUCUCACUCACUUGAUUGGAAAACUGUUUUUAGUAUAUUGCGAAAAAUGUUUAGAUUGUAAUAGUAGGGAAAAAACCGUAGUAUAUAAUUUAUAUACAUCUUGAAAAAAAUAAAUUCAUUACAAGUAAUAAA